Molecule: messenger RNA, 712 nt
Organism: Vigna unguiculata (cowpea)
Lineage: Eukaryota; Viridiplantae; Streptophyta; Magnoliopsida; Fabales; Fabaceae
Source: RefSeq, a predicted model, not a curated record
GUUGUUCUGAACCACUAUUUUUUUUUUUCUUUUUCUUUUUGGGAAAGCAUGGCCUUCUAAUUACUCUUCCUAUUUUUAAGUUUUUUCACAGACACAAAUACAUUUCUUUGAGGGUCACUUCUGGCCUAUAAAAAGGAUGUUCAGAGACUGAAAAUCCUAGCCUUCACAAACUCAAUGAGAACAACUUCGUAUCUUUGCAAAAACAUGAAGUCUCAUUUAGCUUUUUUCGUAAUAUUCUCUCUUCUCCUGGUUGUUAACCUCAGCUAUGCAAGAAAAGACAUGGGAGACUAUUGGAAGAACAUGAUGAAUGGCCAAGCUAUGCCUGAAGCGAUCAAAGACCUCCUCGCUCAAGAUCCACAAGAAUCAGAUGCAGCGAAGGAUCAUUUUGUUCGGGACUUUGAUAUAAGACCUAAUCUCAUAUUAUAUCACACACAUGCUGUGUCCAGAGACCAGAAGCAGCAUGCCAUGGCCGAGAAAAUAGAACAGCUUCAAGGAACAGGAACACAUGGCUGAACAAACUACCAUAAAGGGUUGAAGCUCAAAUCAUUUGCUCAUGGUUAGAAGGAAGACACACGUAUCUCUCUACAUAGUAUAUGACCCAUGAACAUCAUGGUCUUUAGUAUAUCUUGUAGAGUUAUUCAUGUUUCUAAAACCACUCUUUCUGUUGAACACUUGAACCCUUUUAUUAAUAGAUGUCUCUUUAUGGUUAUAA